AAAAAGAUGGGAGAGGUAGAAGAUGAAAACAGAGCAGCAGCUAAAGAAGAAGAGACGAAUCACAAAAACUAUCUUCCCUAUUACAAACUAUUUAGUUUAGCAGACUCCAUUGAUAUAACCCUGAUGAUCCUCGGCUCAGCCGGAGCCAUCGCCAACGGAGCCGUCAUGCCUCUCUGCAUGCUUCUCGGAGGAAGAAUCACUGAUUCUUAUGGAGCCGGCGACGUCUCCGCUCUUCUUCACGCAGUCUCCACUCUGACUCUGCAAAUGUUCUUUCUGGCGCUGGGAUCGGGGCUGGUGUCCUUUUUCCAGGUGAGCUGCUGGAUGGUCGCUGGGGAGAGACAAGCAGCAAAAAUAAGGAGUUCAUACUUUAAAGCCCUUUUAAAACAAGAAAUUGCAUUCUUUGAUUUGGAAAUAAACUCGGGAGAAGUGGUCGGGAGAAUGUCGGGAGACAUCAUCCUCAUUCAAGAAGCCAUGGGCGAGCAGGUUGGAAAGUUCAUCAAUCUAAUAUCAACAUUCAUUAUUUCCUUCGCCAUCUCAUUUGCCAGAGGUUGGCUACUCACAUUGAUCAUGCUGUCUACAAUUCCUCCUAUGGCUGUUUGUGGCGCCGUAUUGUCAAUUGUUCUAUCCAAAAUGUCCUCGAAUGAACAAAAAUCAUAUGCCAAAGCUUCAGAAAUUGUGGAACAAACCAUAGGCUCAAUUAGAACAGUGGCAGCUUAUACAGGGGAGAAUAUUGCAGUGCAGAAGUAUAAGAAGGCAUUAAAUGGUGCCUAUAUUUCUUGUAUUUAUGAGGGGUUGGCUUCUGGUUUUGGUGCCGGGCUUGUAUUUUUCCUUAACUACAGCAGCUAUGCUUUUGGAAUGUGGAACAGCUCAAAUCUGAUAUUAAAUAGAGGAUACACAGGUGGAGUUAUCCUUUCUGUUAUCUUCACAGUUCUGAUUGGUGCUUUAGCUUUAGGUCAGGCAUUUCCAUGCUUGGCAGCAUUUUCAAAUGGCCGAGCGGCUGCAAAAAGAAUUUUCGAUACGAUCAACAGAAAGUCAAACAUCGACCCGUAUGACACGACGGGUAAACAAUUGGAUGACAUUAAUGGUGACAUCGAAUUCAAAGAAGUUUACUUCAGCUAUCCAACCAGACCUGAAGAACAAAUAUUUCAAGGGUUCUCUCUUUUUAUUCGUGGCGGCACCACUAUGGCAUUGGUUGGGGAGAGCGGGAGCGGGAAGUCGACGAUAAUAAGUUUGAUCGAAAGGUUUUACGACUCACAGGCCGGCGAAAUCCUCAUUGAUGGAAUAAACAUAAAGCACUUCCAGAUUAGAUGGCUAAGGGGAAAAAUUGGAAUGGUGAGCCAAGAGCCAAUCCUUUUUACCUCAAGCAUUGGAGAAAAUAUCUCAUAUGGGAAGGAUAAUGCAACAAUAGAAGAGAUCAGAGCGGCUGCCAACCUAGCUAAUGCUUCAAGGUUCAUUGACAUGAUGCCUCAGGGGCUAGAUACCAUGGUUGGUGAGCAUGGGUCUCAACUAUCUGGCGGACAGAAGCAAAGAAUAGCACUUGCAAGAGCUAUAUUGAAGGAUCCAAGAAUAUUACUACUAGACGAAGCCACUAGUGCUCUUGAUGUCGAAUCUGAACAAAUUGUGCAGGAGGCAAUUGAUAGAAUUAUGUUGAACCGAACUACAAUCAUGGUUGCUCAUAGAUUGAGUACAAUAAGGAAAGCAGAUACCAUAGCAGUUAUUAAUCAAGGCUCCAUUGUUGAAAAAGGCUCACAUUCUGAACUCGUGGACAAUCCAAAUGGAGCUUACAGCAAACUGAUAAAACUACAGAAUAUGAACCAAUUCUCUGAGAAGACAUCUUUAUUUGAAGAAGCAAGGCUUACGAGUCAGCGCACGUCAUUCAAAAGCAAUAAAAGUAAUGAAUCGCCAAUGAGGCAAAGCAGCCAACAUUUCCCAUUCAAUAUAGGCCUUAAUGAAUUAUCUCAAACACAUAGCCGCCGCUGCCAUUCCUUCAAAUUAGAACUAGAAGAAUCAUCCCCGGAUCUGGGAAACGGUAGCCGCCGCUACUCAUUCAAAAUAGGGCUUGGAGUUCCGAUAGAGAUUACAUCAGAGGCGCUCAAAACUACCAUUCCUGAUGAUAAAACAAAUAAGAUGUCACUCCACAGCCUUGCGUACCUAAACAAGCCGGAGAUUCCAGUGUUAUUGAUUGGUUCGGUAGCUGCAAUAAUCAAUGGAUUUGUCUUCCCAGCCAUAGGAAUAAUAUUUUCUAGUGCGAUAGUUACUCUCUAUAAGCCGCCGGAAGAGCUGAAGAAUGAUACUAAGUUUUGGUCAUUGAUGUUUUUGGUAAUUGCCAUUGUUGCCCUAAUCUCAACACAAGUGAGGUCAUAUUUCUUUGCAGUAGCUGGUUCCAAGUUGAUAAGGAGGAUCAGAAUGAUAAGCUUUGAGAAGGUUAUAAACAUGGAGAUGGCCUGGUUUGAUGAUCCUGAGAAUUCCAGUGGAGUGGUUGGUUCGAGAUUAUCGACCGAUGCAACUAAAGUUCGAAGUCUUGUGGGAGAUAAGCUCGGACUGAUUGUUCAGAAUGCCGCAUCUUUAAUUGUUGGCUUAACUAUUGCCUUCGCAGCCAGUUGGGAGACCUCACUAAUCAUAUUGGGAGUAGUCCCUUUAGUUGGUAUCAACGCAUGGAUUCAGAUAAAAUUCAUUACAGGAUUCAGCGAUGCGGAUAAGAUGUUUUUGGGAGCAAGCCAGUUGUCCAAUGAUGCCGUGGGAAACAUAAGGACAGUUGCCUCAUUCUCAGCUGAAGAAAAGGUAGUUGCACUGUACAAAAAGAAGUGCGAUGAACCUAUGAGAUUGGGAAUUAGACAAGCAGUUAUAAGUGGGAUUGGUUUUGGGAUUUCUCAGCUUUUCUUGUACAGUGCUUAUGCUGCCAUCUUAUAUUUUGGAGCUCGAUUGAUUCAGGAUGGCAAGUCCACAUUUGAGGAAGUCUUUCGGGCUUUCUACGUCCUGGUCAUAGCAACAGUAGGAAUAUUUCAAUCAACCUCACAAGGCCCAGAUUCCCGCAAAGCUAAAACUGCAACAGCUUCCAUUUUUGCUCUCAUUAACCGCGAAUCCAAAAUAAACCCAAGCAUUGCUUCGGGAAAAACCCUAGAAACCAUUGAGGGUAAUAUCAGAUUUAAUCAUGUCUGCUUCAAGUACCCUGCAAGGCCUGAUAUCCAGGUUUUUCAAAACAUGUGCUUAGAAGUUCAAGCAGGAAAGACCAUUGCAAUAGUAGGGGAAAGUGGUAGUGGUAAAUCAACAAUAAUAGCAUUGCUACAAAGAUUUUAUGAUCCCGAUGCAGGACAAAUAUCAGUAGAUGGAAUAGAACUUCAACAGUUUCAACUGAGAUGGUUGAGGCAGCAAAUGGGAUUGGUAAGCCAGGAACCAAUUUUGUUUAAUGACACCAUCCAUGCCAACAUUGCUUAUGGUAAUGAAGAUGGGAAGGCUACACAAGCUGAGAUCAUGGCUGCCGCUGAGUUAGCAAACGCACACAAGUUCAUAAGCAGCUUGCAGCAGGCUUACGACACAGUGGUGGGAGAACGAGGCGUUCAACUGUCAGGCGGACAAAAGCAAAGGAUAGCUAUCGCACGUGCCAUACUUAAGAAGCCAAAAAUUCUGCUUCUAGAUGAGGCGACCAGUGCUCUAGAUGCAGCAUCCGAGGAGGUCGUUCAAGCAGCAUUGGAUCAAAUUAUGAAUGAUCAAACAACAAUUAUUGUCACGCAUCGACUCACUUCAAUCAAGAAUAAUACUCUCAUUGCAGUUCUCAAAAAUGGGAGGAUUAUUGAAACAGGACAGCAUGGUGUACUUACCAAUAUCAAGGAUGGGGUGUAUGCCACAAUGAUGGCAGUCCACACAAAGGCCAAUUUAUAAGGUUUAAAUUUUUUUUUCUUAUUAUAUAAAAUUAAUUUUCCAAUAUUAUGAGAUUUUCGAACGAGAUAAUCAUGGAUGCAACCCCAUAAUGCAAAGUACCAUCAUUGCGAUUGUUUUUUUUUUGUCAUGGUAAGAAAGUUCAAAGAAGAAUAAAAAUUUCACUAGUUGGUUGAUCCUUGCAAGAAGUUUCUAAAAAUUGGUGCAAUUUCUCUUUUAAGCCUCGAGUUACUCCUAGCUUGAUUUGUUUCCAUCAUCAUUCCACAUUGAUUUGGUGCAAAUUUGAAAAAAAUCGGGUACUUCAUUUCAUAUUUAUUUUUAUCUUUGAAAAACAUCAAAAAUGUGUCUUAGUAUGUAUUUUCCGUGUAAAGGGAAAAUAUCAUCAUUAUGUCCUUGUUGGAAUAUUUUUAUAAAUUCAUAUUCGUAAAAGGUGCAACAAAUGGAUGUGAUGUAAGUGAAUAAGUUAUGAUAUAAAUACGGAAGGAU
Messenger RNA from Phalaenopsis equestris, 4362 nucleotides. Its product is annotated as ABC transporter B family member 11-like. The transcript has 12 exons. Gene Ontology annotation, molecular function: ATP binding; ATP hydrolysis activity; ABC-type transporter activity. Lineage: Eukaryota; Viridiplantae; Streptophyta; Magnoliopsida; Asparagales; Orchidaceae. The record is from RefSeq and is a predicted model, not a curated record. Gene Ontology annotation, cellular component: membrane. Gene Ontology annotation, biological process: transmembrane transport. Bases 7 to 3879 code for a protein of 1290 amino acids.